ACAAAAGCUUCCUCUCCCUAUAUGUAUAUACAAAAGCUUCCUCUCCCUAUAUGUAUAUACAAAAGCUUCCUCUCCCUAAGGAAACGAAUUAAAUCAUUAGUAGUAGUAUUUAAAAUUUGGCGGGUGUGAGAGAGCCGCCAUCUUUGUAAACAAUAUGGGAGGGAUCGUGUGAGGUUUUGCCUUGAGCGCUGUUAUCCUAACCGCUCUGCCUGUGUCUUGUUUAGGUGUUACAGUUGGUGUAUUGUAUGGAGAUGUUUUCAAUACAGCAGAUGGCAGAGAAGUGGGAUGAUAGUGCGAAUGAUUCGCCAGAAGUUGUGUACGAAGGUUUCUCACCGCCACCCACUCACCCCCAGGGGAUGAUCAAUACAGCAGGCAGUUCCUUUGUUACAACAGAUGGCAAUGAAGAUGGCCCACUUGGGGCUUCAGCAGCUUCCUUCAUGCAGACUGGAAGCAUUAUUGAAAAUCAGGGCGAAGGUUCACAUCAUGAAGAAAUUGAAAGAAACCGGCUGUGUUUUGUAUGCUGUAACCCUGUGUCUGACAAAAAUUUUGAGUCGAUCAAAGCCUCCAUGAAUCAUUCGCAUGCUCCACUCCUGGUGCUACUUACUGAUGUCCUCGGAUAUAAACUAGAGGACGGCAGACUCCACUCGCAGGUUGUGUGCAAGGCAUGUUAUCAUUUGCUUGAUAUCAUAGAUGAGCUGCAGCAGACACUAACAGAGUCCAAGACUGAUGUCCGCACUAAAUUUUUGGAAACCAUUCAGAGACUUAAGCUAAAAUAUCCUAGAACAGACAAGAUGCUGAAGCCACGAUGCCUUCGCUGUAUUCAAAUGUCACAAACAACUGCCCGAAAACGAGGAAGAGGAAGAGGAUGGAAAGGACGAUCAGAUGACAUUGGUCGAGGUAGGGGGCGUGGUCGUGGGAGGGGAAGAGCAACACCACAACCUGCAGAUGGACAUGAUAUCUGUAGUGAUAAUGAUGCCGAGGGCCAGGGAGUUUCUGGACAAGAUGUAAUCAAAGAUGUACUGCCAUCAAAGUCACACCAGCCUUGUUCAUACCAGGAUGAUAUUGAAAUCAAUAAUAUUUCGCAAAUGAAAGUAACAAGUGGAAGCCCUCAGCCUGUCACGAAGAGUGAUAUAAUCAGUGAUUCUUAUGUAAACUUUUUGAAAACUCAAAGAUUUAACAGUAAUGACAAAGAGGAGCAAAUGAAAUAUGAUCCGGUUGAUGUAACAGACAGCUUUGAUUCUAUGUUCAGUCGAAUGUCACCACAUUGGGUGAAGACAGUUCCCCGGAGUACUACUAGCACACUUGUCACUGACAAACGUGAGGACCACAUUGACACAGGCUGUGCUGAUUGUUCUCACUGCGAGUUCUAUGAAUGCUGUCUUUGUAAUGAAAAAAAUGCUGAAGUUCUUUAUCAGUAUUGUGAGACUUGUUUGGUUUGUUAUGGUACAUUUAUACCAUGGGGCUAUAAUAUUAACUUAGAAUUCAUUGGUGAUAAAUGUUGUAUAUGGGAUUUGAAAGUGCAGAAUCACCUGAAUCAGGGUAAUAUGCAUGUUGUUAGUCAAGGCUCGAGAUAUGCCAAAUUUACUAUUAAAAGCGGUGUGACCAGUGACAAAUGUGAGGUUCAGUAUGGAAAUGAAAAUGACCUAAAAAAGAAUGAACCACUCUCUGUAGUAUUGGGUACUUUGGAAAACCAGAAUUUUGAUAAAGAUACUGGUAUAACCCGCAAUUUACCAAGUUUUCAAAGUAUAUCAACAGAUGAGAUUGGACUUGUUCCUGUUAAAGAGGAAACGUACAUUGAAAAUGGUUAUAAAAAUACUUGCACAAGAAAUAUACUUAAUGGAAUUGUAGGUGUUGAGGGCCUUGAAUACGAGCAAAAUAAAAAGGAAGGAACUUGUGUUCAAAGAAACCUUUUAGGGAAAACAGAUAGUGAAGCUGUAAAUAUUGGCAAUUCUCUAUUCAAACCUUCCUUUAUCUCUGAUAUGGCAGAGAGCAAGGAAACAUUAUGUUCAGAUUUUACAGUAAAUAUUAAUACUUCUAUCACAAACAAUGAGUUUCUUCACUUUCCUUCAGCUUCUAGUACAAUGUCAGGACUGGCAGAUGUAGAUAACACAUUUUCAGGUACAGAGAGUAUUGCAUGCUCAACAGAUAAAGAUGAUGUACAAACAGACUUAGAGGAUUCGUAUAUAGUUGUUAGUGAAUCGCUUCUCUUAGGUCAAAAUUCAGGUGGCUCCAUGCCUAAAAAUUCUGUGUCCGAUUGUAUAUAUUAUAGGGAGACUGAAGGCUUAAAGCACGUAGAUACAGAUGUAAAAAUGGCCGAAGCCCACAAUAGUACCGAGAUAUUUUCAAAGCCACCGAAACUCGACAGCAAGUAUCAAAAUGUGCAAGACAUCUCUGGAGUAUCGUCUGGCAGACAGGACAGAAAGACUUUGGCUGAUUUAUUUGCAGGGAUUUCUAGUCAACCCUCUUUAGGAAAACGUAAAAGAAAGCUCACAGAAAAGGCAAGAGAAAGUAUUGCAAGUGAUAUAGUUUCUCUUGAUAUCGAUAAAAAAUCAAAAAACGUUUUUAGCAUGGUAAAAAAUGCAAUUUCAGUCAAUUGUAAAGGGAACCCUAAGAACUUUUAUAAGAAUGGUAUUAAUGAUUGCAAAUUUAUAUGUGAAUACUGUGGAAAAAAAUUCAAUUCAUCAGGAGGUUUUCGUUACCAUGUAGAUAGUCAUGAGAUAGACAAAGCAAAAGUGUAUGCUUGUAACUUCUGCAUUUAUAGUACUCGUCGACAAGCAGAUCUUAGAAAACAUAGUGUUAUUCAUACAGGAGAGAAGCAUUAUAAAUGUGAAGUGUGUGGGCAAGAGUUCACUGUCAAUAGUUCAUACAAGAGGCAUCUUAGAAUUCAUAGUGGAGAGAAGCCAUAUAAGUGUUCUACAUGUGGUAAGGACUUCAGAAAUGGUGGUACAUUAAAGCAGCACAUGGUGAAACACACUGGAGCCAAGAAUUUUGUGUGUGAAGUUUGUGGCAACAGUUUUAGUUUACGGCAUCAUUAUACAGCACACCGGAAAUUACACAGUGGUGAAAUGCCAAUUAAGUGUGUGUACUGUGGAAAUGCUUUUCGAAAUCACAGUGCAUUACGACACCAUCGCAAGAAGUCCCAUCCCAAAGAGGAAGCAAAUAGACUGAAGCAGAUCAAAUUGAAAAGAACAAUAGUUAGGGAAGAACUUGGAGUCUAUACCUCUCCUAAAGUUAGUCGUGGUUCUUUAGAUGUUUUGGAGCAGGCUAUGGCUGCAACUGUUGAUCCAGUAAAUUAUGAAUAUGUUGACUCGUAUACUCAAACCUUACCUGACCUUGUUGAUCAGUCUGAGCCAAUUGUCUCUAAAAUCAUUGCAGAGAAACAUUGCAGUAAAGACUCCGUUGUAUUGGCUAUCACUCACCUGGAGGAGGGAGGAAUUUCAAAAGAUGCAGUUAUGUGUAAUGAUAGGUCUUGUAUGGAUAGUGACAUGUCUACAACAGAAUUGCAAGAAACAAAUGGAGAUGUAGUGAAUGUAGGAGAAUGUAAAGAAGAGUCAAAGUUGCAUCAGAGCAUUAAAGUUUUUCCUGGUUCAUUCUGCUCGGAAGAAACUGAUAAUGUUCCACAAGAAUUUAUGGUGUUAAAAAGUGACGAACAAUCAACAGAGUCUGUAAAACCAGAGAGCAUUGAAAUAAUGAACAGUAGUAGAGCUUCACAGAUGUAUAUAAUGUUGUCAGAUGCACAAGCACAAGACUCUCACUUGUACAUUGUAGUGGAGAAUAAUGAUCAGACAGCAAACUAAAAUAUUGACAGAAAGCAUCACCCUUUGGUGUAGUGGCUAAUGCCCUCAUCCUCUCACUUUGCAAGUGAGAGUGAUUUGGGUUUAAACCCAGCACAGGGUAGAACGAUUGCCCCCUUUGUCACUCGACUACUGUAAUUGGAAACUUGAAUGUAAAACUAUUGGUGGAUUAUAUUCUGGGUAUAACAUAGUGCUGAAUAAACUAACCAGGUCCAGUAUGUGUCCCAUGGUUGAAAUUCAAACAUUAAAAUUAAUUAUAUGUAUGGUAGCUGAACUAAAAAUGUUGACAUGGUAAAUCUAGGGCAAAAUAUAUUCAGUGCUUUAACCUAUGAUGAUGUUUUGUGCCAAUUUUGGAAAAUACAGGUUAAAAGCAUUGCCAAAUUUGUUAUGAUAUUCAUAAUUGUUUACCUAUUGUAAACAUUUUCUCUAUAUAAAGCCUAAAAGGGAAGGUUAAUCACUAAAAUAUUUUAAAACAAAAAGUUUUUAAAUUCUUAGUUACUUUGACAUAAGAAAACUAGAAGAACAGAGCCGAUGCUUACAAUUUUAAAAACAGUCUAUCCUUAGAUUUUAUAUUAUAUUAGGUAUCUUCUUUAGGUGCUUGACAAUAAAUUGCAAUUAUAAAAUUUGUGCCUUCCACCUGUUAUUCUUAAUAUGGACUUAUUACU
Procambarus clarkii (red swamp crayfish) is the source of this 4459-nucleotide messenger RNA. RefSeq lists its product as uncharacterized. NCBI's taxonomy places the organism in Eukaryota, Metazoa, Arthropoda, Malacostraca, Decapoda, Cambaridae. The record is from RefSeq and is a predicted model, not a curated record. Gene Ontology annotation, cellular component: nucleus. Gene Ontology annotation, biological process: regulation of gene expression.